AGAGACGAGAGAGAGCUAGAGAGAGGAAAAGCAGGAGAAAGAACGAAGAGGAGAGAAAAGAAUAGAAGACUGAAAGAGAAAGCAAGCAAGCGAGUAAGCAAGUGAGAGAGAGAGAGAUCAGCAAAUAGGAGGCAGGCUCUUCUGGCAGUUGCAUUCUGACCACGGACAGCUGGCUCGUCUCCGCUAGAGAAGAGGGAGUUCUCAGUGCCCCGGCAGAGAGGCGCUUUGCUCCAGGAAAAAAGACAAGUCCUUCAGGGGAAGAUGGAUUCGGACUCUGGAGAGCUGAGUGAGGGGGAGCUUUCUCCAGGGCAGGAGACCUUCAACUCGAAGAGUCUAGCACUACAAGCCCAAAAGAAGAUCUUGAGCAAGAUGGCCACCAUGGCUGUGGCCAACCUCCUAACAGACGACACCAGCAGCGAGAUACUAGACGAGCUCUACAGGGCCAGCCGUGAGUACACCAAGAGCAAAAAGGAGGCGCACAAGAUCGUCAAAGAUGUCAUCAAAAUCGCCCUGAAAAUCGGCAUCCUCUACCGCAACCAGCAGUUCAGUGCAGAAGAGCUGGAGACAGUGGAGCGCUUCAAGAAGAAAAUGAACCAGACAGCCAUGACUGCAGUCAGCUUCUACGAGGUGGACUACACCUUCGACCGGAACAUUCUCUCAGAGUUACUCCUGGAGUGCCGAGAUCUACUGCACGAAGUGGUGGAGCAGCACUUGACGACUAGGUCACACGGGCGCAUCGACCAUGUCUUCAACCACUUUGCUGACCUGGAAUUCCUCGCUGAACUCUACGGGUCCUCAGACGAGUACAGACUCUAUCUGCGGAAGAUCUGUGAUGGCAUAAACAAACUCCUUGACGAGGGUGUGCUUUAACCACACUCAACAUCCUCCUCAUUCUCUGUUUGCUCUGUCUGUUUUUCAAUCAAAUUGUUUUUGUUUAUACAAGGAGUAAGAGCAAUGUCUCUGUUUCCACUUCUAUGUUUAUUUCUUGUGCAACUUCCACUUUCCUUAUGCUUGUUACCGAUGAAGCCUUAUUGUACGUUUCUAUGUAGAUCAGGGUCCAAUGUGUAGGCCUAUUUCACAGCUACGAGGAUGCAUUUACCAUUCCAGGACUUAAAACACAACCACUAAAUUAUAGCUCAUACCAAUGAUGAAGCAAUGCAUGCAGUUAUGAAGGUCUACUAUAGCAUGUUGCAAAUUCAAGAUAGCGUGUUUGCAUUGGUAGUUUUAAAAAGGGUUUGACAGACUCAUCACUGACGAAUAUUACACAGCCAAAAUAAACUCCUGUUGCCAGACUUUUCAAGAUGAAACCUGAAAACUCACACCUUCUAUAUAUCGUGCAGCACUGUACAUAAAUGAAUGUCGCUGUUGUAUCGGUAUAAUUUGAGGAUUUGUUGGGUGGGCUUCGUAAUCCUUUUUUUCCUGAAACUCCACUCCAGAUCAUGUUCAGACGCUGUAUGAUGGCUUUGAAACUUCAGCUUCCAUAGUUUUAUCCAGAGUUUGCCAAAACAAAAAAAAAUAAAAAUAAAUAAGUGCUGUCUAUGAAGACUAGCUUUCUAUUCACUAGUGUGUGUAUGUGUGUGACCAUUUUAGCAACUUCCUUAUUGCAGGAGUGUAACACCUUUCCUUCGAUUAAAGAUUUGUUUUAAAUCUG
Alosa sapidissima (American shad) is the source of this 1651-nucleotide messenger RNA. RefSeq names its product tumor necrosis factor, alpha-induced protein 8-like 3 (gene tnfaip8l3). The record is from RefSeq and is a predicted model, not a curated record. Bases 262 to 870 code for a protein of 202 amino acids. Lineage: Eukaryota; Metazoa; Chordata; Actinopteri; Clupeiformes; Clupeidae. Gene Ontology annotation, biological process: regulation of apoptotic process. Gene Ontology annotation, cellular component: cytoplasm. The transcript has 2 exons.